Messenger RNA from Pygocentrus nattereri (red-bellied piranha), 2735 nucleotides. RefSeq names its product HMG-box transcription factor 1 (gene hbp1). Lineage: Eukaryota; Metazoa; Chordata; Actinopteri; Characiformes; Serrasalmidae. Bases 165 to 1634 code for a protein of 489 amino acids. Gene Ontology annotation, cellular component: nucleus. Gene Ontology annotation, molecular function: RNA binding; RNA polymerase II cis-regulatory region sequence-specific DNA binding; DNA-binding transcription factor activity, RNA polymerase II-specific. Gene Ontology annotation, biological process: regulation of transcription by RNA polymerase II. The transcript has 11 exons. The record is from RefSeq and is a predicted model, not a curated record.
GCGAAAGAUUACGAAGGAUCGAAACGUGGGCUUUAGUCCGUUGAAAUCGGUAUGAACACGGUUGUAAACUGUUUUUCCUUACGUAGCGAUUCGAAAGGCUGUCAUUCAUUCUUUCGAUUGGAAAUGGCAACUUACUGUAGCCUGGCCAGGUAACAUGGCAUAAUAUGGUGUGGGAAGUGAAGACUCAGUCAGUGCCCAAAAGAGUCCAGAAAUCCCAGACACACUGCUCAGGCAUGGACGAGGCCUUCAACUUGCUCAAGUGUAAUGAGGACCUGCCCUCCUCACCAGGUUGCCCCUCCAGUGACAGCCACAUGGAAUAUGAUGACCUGCCAGAACUGCAGGAGGUGCAGGAUGACCAGUCAUCCCAUGCAGUGUUUCAAGUGAAUCCAGGUGUGUCCCAUGAGGAGAGGCCAGGGCAGGGCAGGAGCCUGCAGUCAGAGAGCACUUCCUCACACACCAACUGGCUGACAGAGUUGGCCAACAUCGCCACCAGCCCCCAGAGUCCCUUACUGCAGAAUGCCCCCCACAACCGGUCCUCUCCUGUGCACAUCUUUGCCAGCAGUAACAGUUUACAUUCCUACGCCCGGCCUCCCUUGGCCUCCAGCAGCGCUCCCAGCCCUGCUCGCAGCCACAUGAGAGAGCGCCGCCGUGUGCGGGCCAGCAGCGAGUCAGAGUCAGGAAUAUUCUGCAUGUCCUCACUGUCAGAUGAUGAUGACAUGGGUUGGUCCCAUUCUUGGCCCUCCACUGUUUGGCACUGCUUUUUGAAAGGCACACGUCUGCGCUUCCACAAAGGGCCAAAUGUGGAGUGGCAGGAUGUAGAGGACUUGGCUGAGUCAGAGGAUGAGUCCGAUGAUGAAGGAGGCAUGCACUUCAGUCCCAUUAAGAAUUAUGGAUCUGAGGGUUUGAAGCUUGUGGCCCUGGAGGAGACUGUGUCUUUUGGUCAGUCUGUUCUAAAAUUAACCUUCGACCCUGGUUCUCCAGAGGCUGGGCUUCUAACUGCCGAGUGCCAGUUGGAUCAUCCAUUUUAUGUGAGGAAUAAAGGGUGGUCCUCCUUUUAUCCGAGCCUUACUGUGGUGCAGCAUGGCAUCCCGUGUUAUGAAAUGCAGGUUGAUGAUUUGUGUCUGCCGCCAGGACACCGUGACGCCAUCAACUGUGACGACUCGACUGUUUUUGACACCUUCAGGAGUUACGAUUUUACCCCUCUGGACUCAUCUGCUGUGUAUGUGCUGAGUAGUAUGGCACGCCAGAGAAGAGCCUCACAGUCUAGUGGGGGCACAGUGAGCCCAGACUGUGACAAACUGGAGCGAUCUGGCUCCUCCCACCACUCCUCUAGUAGCAAAUCACAACGUAGUCACUCCUCAGGGAGCAGUGGAGCCACACCCACCAAAUGCAAACGGCCAAUGAACGCUUUCAUGCUUUUUGCUAAGAAGUAUCGAGUGGAGUACACGCAGAUGUAUCCUGGAAAGGAUAACAGAGCCAUUAGUGUGAUUCUGGGUGAUAAGUGGAAGAAGAUGAAGAACGAGGAGAGGAGGAUGUACACCAUGGAGGCUAAAGCGCUUGCUGAGGAGCAAAAACGCCUCAACCCUGACUGCUGGAAGCGCAAGAGAACCAAUUCGGGCUCUCAGCAGAACUAGUCUGAGGAGCAUCGCAGACUCAUAAAACUGGACAGAGAGAAACCGACCUAUAGACUCCACCUAUCUUGCCUUCACCUAUAAGAGUGUUGGGGCUUAACUGUUAUGCUAAAAAAAAAAAGAAAAAAAAAAGAAAUAAAGUGAUACAACUUCAAGUAAACGGCGAUAAAUGAGGUAAAUGAGAUAAUAAACAAAUAAACAAUAUAAAACAUAUAAUCUAGUAAACUAACAGUGCUUAUAUUUUUUCUUAUCGUUUCAAAAAAUUAUGGAAAUGCCUUAUUCUUCCAAAGUAAGAAAAUGCUCAGUUCUUCUUUCAGGUAAUUUCAUAUUUCUAGGCUUGAAAGGUGAGACCCUGUGGUGCUAUUUUAGUGAGGGCGAAGGAGCAGUAUAUAUGAAAACAAAGUCUAUUUUUAAAUGUAAAAAGGGGAAUUUUAGUUGUUAGCUAGCUUGUUUUCAGCUGUUCAUAUUAAUUAUAUUUGUAUAACUCAAUAUUGCACAGACUUGAUGUAUUGCAAAUGGACGAAAACUGUUGAAUUUCAUAUUCUUCAGUGAUCUGGGAAGGGUUUUAUUCUAUAGACACCUAUCCAGCCUAGACCAUAUACUGUGUGUGUGUGUGUGUGUGUGUGUGUGUGUGUGUGUGUGUGUGUGUGUGUGUGUGUGUGUGUGUGUGUGUGUGAGAGAGAGAGAAAGAGAGAGAGAAAGAGAAAGCGAGUGAGUGAAUGAGCAAGCAUGUGUAUGUUUGUGCACCAUCUAACUGGCCAUAUUACAGUGUAUAUCAGGCUACUACACACACACACAUACACACACACACACACUCAGAUGAAUACAUUUACACAGAGAGACACAUUCUCUCUCUCACACAGCACUUCAGGGCCAUGCCUUCACUGUAAGUGUUUUUGUUUUUGCACUUUAUAUACAUACAUAACCUUAUACAACCAGUAAAUGUAUACAAGCUGAAAAUUGUGUAUAAAAUUAUAUAUAUCUUGCUGAGAUAUAUUCUCUGACACAAUCAUGGCCAAACUGUAUAGCUUGUUUUGUGCUUUGCAGGGUUGCCAUUGCAUUGGAAAAAAAAAUAUGAAAAAGUCAUGAAGAAAAAAAAAAAAA